UCGGAUCUUCUGGACCUCUCCAACCCGAAACUGCUGUCUUUCCGAAGGCGGAUUGAGGAACCAGAGUGAUCAAGGGGAAAAUACAAGUCAAAGCAUCAAACCGCGAUGGAUAUCCGAUUGCCACCGAGAAGAAUUAUCUACGCCGUCGGUACUGCGUUUGUUGUCGUCGCUUUUCUGUCGAUUCCUUUCCACGGGCAUCUUCCCCACAGCUCGGCGUUUGGGAAGCAGCGAUGGGCUUCAACGAGCGUUCCCCUGGGCGACAUCCGUAACAGCACGCUUGGCUUCAAAAAAAUAUUCGUUAGCGGCCUGCCAUCCCGGUCGGACCGUCGCGACGGCUUAGCCCUACAGGCUGCGCCUAGCGGUCUUGAGAUUGAGUUCAUCGAUGGCGUUUUGGGCAAAGACGUCCCUGACAAGGCCAUCUCCAAAACGUCGCCAGACUCCCAACGCCUUUCCGACGGGGUCAUAAGUUGCUGGCGCGCACACAUGAACGCUGAUCGACACCGCAAUUUAACCUCGGCUCUUAUUCUCGAAGAUGACGCCGACUGGAACAUAAGGAUACGAGACCAGCUCUAUGACUUUGCACUGACGGCCCACGCACUCACGCAGCCUCUACGCGGCCAUCCCGACGUAUAUGCUGACCCAACGUAUCCCAGGCCUCACGGAGACGUAGACGGCGGCUCGGUGCAAGAGAUGGACUUCCACAAACUCCCCGCCACCGUGCUUCCGUCUACCUCUCCGUACGGAGACUACUGGGACCUUCUUUGGGCCGGCCACUGUGGGAUGCAUUCCGCUUUCCAACACGGCAACGUCCCCAAAGGACGCGUCAUCCGCCUCAACGACGAGACGCACACACGCGCGUGCCACCACGUUCAGGAGGGCGUCUGUACGCUCGGUUACGCGCUCAGCCAACGAGGCGCGCAGACGCUCCUGCACGAAGUCGCCCUCAAGGACCAUGGGCGCGCGCCCGACCGCCAGUGCCUGACCACGCAGCCCAGUCUCUUUCGCCAUCACCGCAUGGCCGGGCCUAAGAGCGCUACGAGCGACAUCGGCGACCAUGGAAGUAACGGUGAGGUCCAAGACACGGCCAUGACCGACAUGGUCCGGUGGAGUGUGCGGCUGAAUGCCGAUGCUUUGAUGGAGGGGAAGACGGACUUUGCCGAUCAGUAUCCGGACUGAUGACCGCGCAUAAAUUUUUUUUUCUAUGGAUAGUUAACUAACGUUUGUUAUCUCCUUUUAAAUCAUGGAUAAUUUCCCGUUGAAUACUUUCCUUCUGGAUAUUAGCGGCAUCAAAUAUCAACAGCACGGAUAUUGGAGAGCCACCGUAGAUGGUGCUGCUGCUGCACUAGGCAUUUUUAAGACGGAAAAAGGGGACAUGAAGCGUGGAAGGCCAAUUACUAAAGAUUCCGCAUUCUCCAUAUUGUUCAAGGAUAGGCACAGAGCCGUCAUCAGAAAGGACUCAGGGAGUUAAUGAGAGUCCAUGGCUGAUUUCAACGCGGCAUAAUCAAGCGAUGAUGACGGUGCUUCGGUCACAGCAGUGAGGUGUCUGGUCUUGUGGGGUCGUGGUGAACUGGACAACUGGCCAUCUCCAUGGUUCGAUCUUUUGAUCCGCC
Molecule: messenger RNA, 1610 nt
Organism: Parathielavia appendiculata
Lineage: Eukaryota; Fungi; Ascomycota; Sordariomycetes; Sordariales; Chaetomiaceae
Product: glycosyltransferase family 25 protein
Exons: 5
Coding region: 106-1176 (356 amino acids)
Source: RefSeq, a predicted model, not a curated record